Eriocheir sinensis (Chinese mitten crab) is the source of this 2770-nucleotide messenger RNA. Its product is annotated as putative methyltransferase-like protein 7A. The record is from RefSeq and is a predicted model, not a curated record. The coding region runs from base 995 to 1819 and encodes 274 amino acids. Lineage: Eukaryota; Metazoa; Arthropoda; Malacostraca; Decapoda; Varunidae. The transcript has 5 exons. Gene Ontology annotation, molecular function: S-adenosylmethionine-dependent methyltransferase activity.
GAGGUACAAAAAGAAAGUUCAUACAUUCAAAAUCUAAAUAAACAUAUAUUUUGACCUUGCAUACAUCAAAUUAUCAGAUGUGACUAAGAUACGCACUGAGGCAACCCCCCAAACCGACCCCUCACACCCUCACUAACACACACUAACUAACAUCCAUCACAAAGGCAUAGGAGAAAACUAGUGUCUAGGCCUUCCGUAAAUCAGUUGGGAAGGCUACAAACAAACGGGCGGGAAUUGGCAGACAGCACCUAGGGGCACCGUAGCACACCGUCGCCAGAGUGCUUCCCCGCCUCGCCGCCGAAGAGCAUUCAGUCAUAGCCGGGCACGGUAACGGAGAAAAUACGCCCGCAACCUCCCUAAGCCUUCUCGUGUUCUAAAGCUGUCUAAGGCUAGUAGGACUUCUUCAAGCCUCCCAAGUGUUCAUUUAUAGUCUGAACUGUGCCCAGAAAUGGUUAUAAUGCGUCUGUGAAUUGCCCAAACCUCUUUCUUGUGUCUUAGGCUGUCCAGCGUCGUGCAGUGCUAUCCUAAACGAGUCUAGUACAACCUCAAGCAUUCCCAGUGUUCAGAUACAGUCUCAACCGUGUCCAGGGAUGGUUAUAACGCGCCUGUGACUUGCCCAAACCUCUUCCUUGUGUCCUAGGCUGUCCGGCGUCGCGCAGUGCUCUCCUAAACGAGUCUAGUGCCUUCCUAGUGCUCAGAUACUGUCCCAACCGUGUCCAGAGAUGGUUAUAACGCGCCUGUGACUUGCCCAAACCUCUUUCUUGUGUCCUAGGCUGUCCGGCGUCGUGCAGUAUAUCCUAAACGAGUCUAGGACAACCUCAAGCCUUCCUAGUGCUCAGAUAUAGUCCCAACCGUGUCCAGAGAUGGUUAUAACGCGCCUGUGACCUGUCCAAGCCUCCAUGAAGUCUUUUAAGCUAAGUGGCGGGCUCGAACUCUUCCCUGAACGAGUCUAGUGCAGUCUACCAACGUCUAAGGAGGUCAGGUCAAGUGUGGUAUGGAAGACGAAGCAACGAGUGGGUCAUGGGUCCUCACGCUACUGCUGCUGGUGGCGUGUGUGUUCCUGUUACUGUGGAAGGGCUGGCCGAUGUGCAGAGAGAGGUUCUUCGCGGCCUUCAUGGACCACUUCAACAGGAGCGCCCACGACCAGCUGGAGGCGGUGAAGAGGGUCAACUUCGCCUCCCUCCGCACCGCCGCCUCCCACGACCCCGAGCUGCGGAGGAUGAAUGCUCUCAGGGUACUCGAGGUCGGCGUGGGCACAGGGACGAACUUCGCCUACUACCCCGAUGGGACACACCUGGUGGCGGUAGAGCCCAACCCUCACUUCAAACCGUACUAUGACCACAACCGACACCAAUUCCCCAACAUUCAAUCCGAGGAGGUCAUCGUCUGCAGCGUGGAGGAGAUGGACAUGGUGGAGUCCAGCAGCGUGGAUGUGGUGGUGAGCACGUUUGUCUUCUGCUCUGUCACCAACACCAAGAAAGUCUUGCAGCAGAUCCUUCGAGUGUUGGUUCCCGGUGGAAGGUUUUACUUCUACGAGCACAUCGCUGAGUUUGACACCAAGAGGCACGCCACCAGAAGGAAGGCCCAGGAGCUGCUCUCCCGGCUGGGCAUCUGGCCGUUCAUCUUUGCCGGCUGCAUGGUGAACCGAGACAUGCUGGAGGACAUCCAGCAGGCAGGCUUCUCCAAGGUCCAGGCCCAGCGUUUCUGCAGUCCCUUUGAACAGCUGUUGUUCCAGAUGGUCAAGCCAAGCCUCAUGGGCAUGGCUCAGAAGGGAGAGGCCUUUGCUGUAAAGUCUUAUACUUGCCCGGGAACACACUAAGUUGAUGCAAGCGACUGCAUCCAUCCAUCAUGACUUCAGAUAUAUUCAACAAAGAAUCUAAAUAAAACUUUUUUCAUGAGCUUUGUAUGAAAAAAACAUCAGUAUUGUCACCUACCUUGGGAUGCAGACCACCAAAACAAAGUUGGAGGUUGGUUCUUUGUCUUUGUAUAUAAGAAUGGCAAAAACUGUUUUAUACGUGCCCUCGGGACCAUGUAUAUUUUUGUUCUGCUUUCAAGUUCCAGGUCCACAGGAUAACAUUGAGAUGCUCCCUUGCUUUGAUCACAUUAAAAUGGUGACAGGUCUUCCUCAUUCUACUGCACCAGGCCCUUGAAGGUAAUCACUCCACCUUCUCCUUUAAUUCCAAAUACUGGCACCACACAACAGUCUGUCAGCAUAUCAUGGGCUCUCAGAAGCCAUCAGCAGUGCUUCCCAUCAAUAAGCCUGCCAUUUACCUCACAGCAAAGGAGUACUUCCCAUAUAUUGCCUACACACCGGCCACUGUCCUUACAUGACACCAGACCAACUCAAUCUGUCAUGCCAAGCAUAAUAUUUUAUUGUGGUGAGCUAAUAUACAUGUAUUUGUUUUCUUCCUUACAUAAACAUAAUCACAAAAUUAAACGGCCUUAAUUUUCUUGUUUAUUUUAUGGAGUCCCAAAACACAGUUACCCAUAGCUGCAACAAAUUAGUGAGACUUUGAACAUCUACCAAACAAAAUGCAACAAUGAUGGAAUUAUAUGUUACUACUCAGCCAACACCUGCCACUUGGCUUAGGAAACACCCAUUCAAUAGACUAACCAACCAACUAAUCACAUCACCAUUUAGGAAGAGCAAAGCAUCGAUAAUUAGUAAUGGUGAGGAGUUCAAGGAAAGCUGGAACAAUGAACUUGCUGUCUAUGACUCAAAACUUCACCAUUGACAACAUUUUUUCCAGCCCCUUUACUUUCCUGAAGA